GCUCGUAGAAUCGUGAUAAUUGAAAGAUGGUGGACGAUGUAUCAUUGAUGAGCAAGUUUCUAUUUGGACUUAAAAUUGCGUGACUGUUAAUAUGUUUAGAUUUCAGUGUUUGUCCGAACGGGGAUUUUACUAGUGGAAUAAUCUUGUUUAGUGCAUUUACUGCAGCCAACAUUAAUAAUGCGUGAGUUUAAAGUUGUCGUUCUCGGCUCGGGUGGAGUUGGUAAAAGUGCGCUUACUGUUCAGUUUGUUUCUGGAUGUUUUAUGGAAAAAUAUGACCCUACCAUUGAGGAUUUUUACAGAAAAGAAAUCGAGGUGGAUAAUUCUCCUUGUGUAUUAGAGAUUCUUGAUACCGCUGGUACGGAGCAGUUCGCAAGCAUGCGAGAUCUGUACAUAAAAAAUGGCCAAGGAUUUGUUGUCGUUUACAGCCUAACGAACCACCAGACGUUUCAAGACAUCAAAACGAUGAAGGAACUAAUAACGCGAGUUAAAGGUUCGGAAAGAGUACCUAUUUUGUUGGUAGCAAACAAAACGGAUCUUGAACAUCAAAGAGAAGUGCCAACCCCAGAAGGACAAAGUUUAGCACAAAGUUGGGGGUGCCCAUUUGUAGAAGCCAGUGCCAAAAACAGGACAAAUGUGAAUGAAAUGUUUGCGGAAAUAGUGAGAGAGAUGAAUUUUAGUCCAGAAAAGGAGAAGAAGAGUUAUUGUUGUUGUACAGUGCUUUAAUAAGUGUCGAUACGAAUAGUGUUAAGGCCUACUUUAUCCCUGGAUAUCAAAUGUGCAAAAAGUGAUUGGAUUAUUGGAUAACACCCUUGCUUUGUGCCUGGUCGACUGAAGAACCUACCUAUUGGCUAUUGGUGCAUCUCUGAUUGAACGUCCUCAGACCUCACCGUAAUUAUCACCACAAUGCACUAGCAUAAUUAAAUCAAAAUUAGUAUCUUAAGGAUUUUAUGUGUUUCAAUAGUGCUUCAUGAGUUUGUUGUCUCCAUAUCCUUAAAAUUAAAUAUAUAAAUGGUUUUAAUUAGAUUUCACACAGUAAAUAUAAGCCAAUUGAAUUGAAAAUAACUUUAUUCAUAAAUCAUACAAGUAUGUACAUUGAAUGGCGUCAAAAUUCUUAAACUACUUAAACUAACAACAUAAUAUCAGCUGUACAGUUCAUCAAAAUUAUACAGUACUUUUUGUGUUAAGUAUAUUUUAAGCUGGGUUUUAAAUUUUUUUACAAUCCUCAAUUUUCCUCAACCACUCUGGAAGCCCUUCCAAAAAUUUUCUUCCAGCACAUGACGGUUUUUUGUUAUAAAAUAUAAAAUUCCAAUCUAUGGGCACCAACAGCAAUUUUGUUUCUAUGCCGGGUGCCAUAUUCAUGGUUAUCCCCUAGUUUUGGUAACAUACUUUCAGACAAAAGAUUUUUAGUUAAAAGAACGGUAUGGAAAACAUAAAUGCCAUGCCGUUCACAGUCAUUAUACCCAUGGCUAAGAAAUGAUCACGUACGGAAACAUCCCGUCUCCAACUCCUUUUUUUCCUAUUUACUUAGCAAUAUCAGCUUUUCUAGAGAAAUGUGUUAUCUUACCACAUCAAUAUUGAUGUUGGUUUGUGUGAAAAGUAGCCUAAUAAUUCAAUUUUGUUUGCAUUUAACUAUAAUUUAAGAUUCAGAUUUUAUUUUGUAUUUUUAUAUAAUUCUAUUUGAAACUGUUAGAUCAUUUAUGAAUAAAAUAUUACGAGGCUUUCCCUUUUUAGUUAUCCAUUUACUUUUAGAUGCUGAAGUAUAUUCCAUCUGGACCAGCUGACGCCGUUUACAUAGUUCAAUGAGCCAGUCACAGAAUGCGCUAAUGUUUCUACCUUUCAGUUAGACUUGAUUGUGUUGCAGUAAUGCACAUUAGUGGUUCGAUUCAACUAGGUCAAUUUCAAAUUAAAACUGGCCACAACUUUAACAUAGUGAUAGAAUGUCUAGUUGUUUUAAUAGUCAAAGGUAUAACAUAUUAGUUAGCCUUGUUUUGUUUUAAACUCUACAGUAGUGUGUUAUUUUUUUAUAAAUGCCAUAUCAUACACUAGAGUAUAUUUUGAAGUCAAUUAAAAUUUUAACCCUUGAGAAGAAGGUAAAAAGAUUAUUUGGCCUAGUAUUAAAGAUUUUCCGAUUUGUAAAAACUAGGUAUUUUGGGACAAAUUGCUAAAAAAAAUAUUACUUGUGUUAUAUUUCUGUUUGUAAAUUGCUUUUUUUAACCCAUUUCAAUCCCAAACAUGUUUAACCCCUCUUAGUGUGGUGUGAUUAUACAUUUUUAUGGUUAGAGGGGACCCUUGCGCAGAUUGCACAUUUUUAUAGGAUUUGAUUCCGAGCCAAAAUUAAUAACACAGUAGUAUUUUUACUUUUUAAAGUUUCUAUUUGUUUGAGACAGUUAUUAGGUUAUCAAAUAUAACCUAAUACCUAAUAUAUGACCUUAGGUACGCUACUACUAAUUUUCAAUAAAUUAAUUUUGCUGCUUUUAGAUCUACAACAUGAAGAGCGAAUUUCCUACCUCAAUCAGGUCCAUUUUCAUAAACUUUUUUGUCUCUUGUUUAAUCUGACUGUGGUUAAAAAUUCAACUAAAAAAUCAGCUGUUCUCAAUCAAAACGUUAUAAAGAAAGUUUGUCAGCAUCACUGAAUCUUAGAAAGCAAAAUCUAAAACUAAUGUUAUUAAAAAUAAUGAAGGCAUUGAUUCAGCUUAUCAAGACCGAAUUAUUAUCUCUUGCAUAGUCAAAUUUCACCAGAAAUAGCUUUAACCCCCCCCCCCUCAAUCACACUUAAAUUUCAAAUUUUGUAAAACCCCGUCUUAUUUCACAUCUACACCAUACCAUAUACCAUAUAGGGGAGUCCUCUGCCAAAUUUGAUUAUUCUAGGUCAAGUUAUAUAAAUAUUAAAUUAAUUCUUACUUGUAAAAUGUUACAGAUAAACAACAAAACAAACAUUUUAGUUUCGAAACAAAGUUAUUAUUAAUUUACGAAGAUCAUAAUGUUUUUGAACGUUUGUUGAGCGCAAGUUAAUAACCUUUUCCUACAGUUACCUGACAAAGCGGGCUUCCUUGCAUUGAUUAUAGUACGUAAAUUAGCUAAUUGCUGCAUUUACUUACUUUUAACACACAUCUUUUUUUGUUGCACUCCAGUACUCCAUCCAAACAACACAAAACCGUGUGCUUUUGUAAGGCACGCUACAUGUACGCUUAAAAAUAAGUUGGCAACACUUGAAGUUACUACUAGGCCUAUUACGAUCAGCUGGUCUGCAGUGUUUCCCAUUUUGUUCAACGCUUGGAUUUAACCUAACCUAUAACAUGUUGUUUAGUGUUGGAAAGACUAAUUAUUUCUAUGCUUUAUAGUAACUGUAGGAAAAAUAAAAUGUGUAAGGCGAGUGCAAAGUACUUUUGCUGCACUCAAGAAACUUUCCACGCUCGCCUGUGACUCGUGUGUAAACAUUUCGUUCACGUGCAGCAAAGUGCCACUUCGCACACUAGUUACACAAAUAACUAAUUUCUACCCUGCAUGGAAAUGAUCAGAUUUCCGUACCUGUAUAUAAUAUGUAAAAUAGCUCAUUCCCACUUGCUAAAUCAGCUGAUUUCCCAGUUAACGUUUCUAGACUAACCACAGCAGCUGCGGAUCCGGUAUGUUUAGUUAACAAUCUGUAAUAAAUAACAUACCAGUAAUCUUUGAAAAGUAAAUAUAACUUAACCUAAAUGACAUUUUACAUACAUCUAAAAAGUUAAUCUGCGUUAACCAUGAUAAUAUAAUUUCAAAACCCUAUAACAUCCUGUUCCCAUGACCAGAUCUUGCCUAUCUUUUUAAUGUAUUAAAUUAAAUUCCCUGCUCAAUUCUUUGUUAAUACAGUAAUUAUUUAUUGGGAAUGGAAUGGGUUAAAUACACUGUGUUGUGAAAUUAUGCCACUUUAUAUAGCUCUAAACCGUGAACUGUGAUAUUUUAUUUUAACCCUUUUAAAAAUCACUUUCUUCAAUUAGUUGUUAUUUAGGUACAGUUUUUGUAAUAUUAAAAAACAUAACUAAUUUGGUUAAAGCUGGUAAUCUUAUCCGUAUGAGAGGGGAUUAUAAGUCUUAGACUGUACUAUUGUGUAUUAAAUGAGAUCAAAUUACAUACUGUAUACUUGCUUGUGGAAUAAUAUCUAUCUAAAGACUGAGUCUAAAGGUAAAAAUUUUAAAUUUGGUUUGCAUUGAGUUUGUGUAAUCCAUAAUGUAGCCUAUUAGAUUAUCACUAUACAGUUUUUAGUCAGUGUAUUUGAUUGUAAAUUAUAUUAGAUAGGCCUAUAAAAGUUUUAUAAAUAUUAUUUAUGCAUGCCAGUGUUGUAACAUUGCUUCAAAAUAUUAUCAAUUUUAUUUUUUGAGAUUAUUUCAUAAUGUACCACUUUGUGUUUUGGAUUGAAGUGCAUGUUUAUUUAAUCAUUUAUGUUAUUGUGUCAAGUUGUAUAAUCAGUCCUGUUAUAUAAAUUGUACCCUGAUGAGAUUAUGAGAAUAACAGUUAUAUGGUUUUGUGUUGGACAGUUACCCAUUAUUUUCUCUUGAUAACAGAAUGGCCUAAUAUGUAUUAAAUGAAUGUAUAAUUGUUGUUUUUUUCUUUUGUUGUGAUUUGGUGGAAUCCCUUGUUCAGUUUUUUAAGUCUUUUUAAACUUAUGCUCUGUUUCUCAUUUGCUAUUCGUUGUAAUUAUCUGCCAAAUAAUAUGUUCUGUGUGGUGAUUAACCAAAGAAACAUUCUAGUUUCUAUUAUUAAACAGGCCUAUCACCAGUAUGACUUUUUUAUCUAAGCUGCACCCAUGUAAAUGUUAAAGUAAUAGGUAGCAUCUGUGCUGUUUAAAUGAUUAACUUAUUUAACUGUUCUACAGGAUCUCCUUUUAAUAUUUGAUAUUCUUUUAUAUAUACAAAAUGUAACUGAUAAAUCAAUUUACAAUAUUUUUUGUGGAUAUUGAAUAUAAAUCAACUAACUGUUUUGUGCUCUGCUUUCAGCAUAUCUUACCACUUUUAUAUAUGUUUUAUAUGAGUAUAAUAUAAAUAUGUAUCCUCUGUAAAUAAGCAAAAACCAAUUUUUAGAUGUAAUGUUUAUGUACAUUUUGUAAAGAGAGGAGGGUUUGUAGAGUCCCCUUACCGGCUUUCCUUACUAUAGAGGCUGUCUUCGGACAUUUUUGAUGUUUGGACGUAAAAUUCAACUAUAUGUAUUUGUUAGGAGCCCUCUUAUGAUGUAUCAUAUGAAUAUUGAAGAGUAUUAUGUUUUAAUACAUGGUUUUUAUAACGAAAA
Macrosteles quadrilineatus (aster leafhopper) is the source of this 5259-nucleotide messenger RNA. RefSeq names its product ras-related protein Rap-2c-like. The record is from RefSeq and is a predicted model, not a curated record. Bases 178 to 723 code for a protein of 181 amino acids. Gene Ontology annotation, biological process: Rap protein signal transduction; negative regulation of cell migration. Lineage: Eukaryota; Metazoa; Arthropoda; Insecta; Hemiptera; Cicadellidae. The transcript is spliced from 2 exons. Gene Ontology annotation, cellular component: plasma membrane. Gene Ontology annotation, molecular function: GDP binding; GTP binding; GTPase activity.